This is a messenger RNA of Cloeon dipterum, 1573 nucleotides long. RefSeq lists its product as uncharacterized. NCBI's taxonomy places the organism in Eukaryota, Metazoa, Arthropoda, Insecta, Ephemeroptera, Baetidae. The record is from RefSeq and is a predicted model, not a curated record. The coding region runs from base 135 to 1529 and encodes 464 amino acids. The transcript has 2 exons.
AAGGUAGUGUUUGCGUCCGACAUGUUACAAUGCUGCGCCACAUAGUAAUGGCUUCAUCAUAACAAUAUCAUCUGGUAUCCUCUGCUAAUUACUUCAAAUAGACUACGAAAUUGUGCUGUUUGAAAUUAUCAAAGAUGCCUGGUAUUGCGUGCGCUUUUACUCACUGUAGAAACAGUACAACUACGCGUCCUUCAAAGCGUACUUUCACUCUGCCUACGAUUUUGCUACACCAAGGUGAAGACGACAGGAAGAUUUCAUCUGAUCGAAGAGCUGCAUGGCUGGCUAUCAUUAACCGGAAAGACAUUAAAGACGGCUCAAGGAGUAUGAAUAAUAUCAGGGUUUGCGAGGAUCAUUUUCUCGGGAAAAAACCAAGCUACUAUCGGGACGUGACAAACGUUGACUGGAAACCAUCUGUGAAUUUAGGUGGUGACUGCGUUAGAGAAUCCCAAAAAGCAUCAACUCGAAAUUCGCGAUAUUUGAGAAGGAUGAAUCGUCAUCGCAGUCCAGAAGUUAGUAGUGCACCAAUUGGUCACAAACUAAUAAGAAGUACACCAAGUAGUUCACCAACUGAUCAGAAACCAAUACCUGCUGAUGCUUACAAGGCAGUUGAUAUGGAAGUGGAUAUAAAGCUGGAGGAAAACCUGGAUGAAGAAAUAAUGAAAAAUGAAGAAGAAUGUGUCCCUUUUGAUUUUGAACCGUCAGCUGAAACGGAUCCACUUUCGUGUCAGAAUGACGUUGGUUGCCAAACAGAGUUGAGCGGAGAGGAUAUAGACUUGCUGAAUCAUGAAAGAUCAAAAAUGACAGAAAAACAACCUGAAAUCAAACAGGAAGGUUGCAGCGAUGAUCUGGCCCUUGGGAACCAAGUCGUCCAGAAAUCAGCAGGCGUUUCGUUCACGGAUCACAUUGAUAAAAGAAUUGCCAAAUUUAUUAAAGCUUUGAACGAGCACUCUGACUUAAGCAAAAUGUCAUUGGAAUGUGCGAAAAGACUGUUUGAGCUUAAAUUUUCUCCAAUAGCUUCUUACGGCGUUGAAAUAAUAUGGGAGUACUUGUCGGUCGAAGAUUUCGCAAAACUAGAAAAUGUGAAACCCAGGUAUUUUAAAAAAGUGAUGGGUUGCUCAAAAUACAACAAGAAUACCUACGUUUACAUGCUAGCAGAGGAAGAACUAUUUGUCAGUGAUCUAAGAAAAAAGCACAACCUCCCUGAAACUGAAAAUUACCUAAAAUUUAGUACAACAUACACGGCAGAGCUUAAACAGCAUUACAAUUAUGGAUUCAUAGAAACGCCUGCCAUGAAUGAUGAUGGUUGGAAACAACCGCUAUGUGAAGAGAGACAUGUGUUAUGCAGCUUUGCAAUGCACGGUUUUCACAACCAAAUUUGCAAAUUUAGUGACGACCGAAAUCAGUGCUUUGAGGCAAAUCGCUAUUCUUGUGUGUGCAAAUUGUGCGGAUCACUAUGUGGUCAGUGGCAUCUGUUAAAUUGCCCGCAACGGACACGACCCUUGAAGGAUUAUGCCAAGAUGUCAGACUAAUCGAUGGUAUUAGCGCUUUCGAACUCCACGUAAUAAUAAUUAUU